Aaosphaeria arxii CBS 175.79 is the source of this 1386-nucleotide messenger RNA. RefSeq lists its product as uncharacterized. The record is from RefSeq and is a predicted model, not a curated record. The transcript has 2 exons. Bases 1 to 1386 code for a protein of 461 amino acids. NCBI's taxonomy places the organism in Eukaryota, Fungi, Ascomycota, Dothideomycetes, Pleosporales.
AUGCGACAGAAAAUCACUCGCGAUCGUCCGCCAGUCACUCUACUACAGACAGAAACCCAUCGAGGCCCGGUCAUAAUUCGUCACCCUGGCUACGAAGACCCCCUCAACGUGAUAUUCAAGUUCAAUCCUCCUGACGAUGACGUCGCUGAAGGCCCUCAAAGACGGAGGGGUAUCUACGGCCAGGUUGUCUUUGAUGCCUGUAUGGUCGUUGCUGGCAAUCCUGAUACUAAGUGUUGGCUUUCGGGUUCACGAAAUGGCGACUUCGCAACCGGUGCCAUUGAUGUCGAUGAAGUGCUCUAUGAUAGCGGAAAGCCAUAUGGAAUCGUCCCGACGUUUCGAGAAUGGCGCUUUCCUCAUCAACGAGUCCCUCGACACUGGGUAAAGGCUGCAUCUCAAUCGAAUCCCAGUACGAUUACCUUGGCCUCCAAUAACAUCGCCGAUGCCUUACGUAUUCGAGACGCACGUUGUCGUAUUUCGGGAGAGCCUGACGUAACGGAUGUGGCACAUAUCGUACCGACCUCGGAGGAGGACUGGUGGCACAGAAAUGCUCUACAUGAGUAUAACAACAACGAAAAGGCCGAAGUUACCCAGGACAAUGUGGCCAAUACUAUGCUUUUGCGCCCAGACCUACACCGUGCAUUUGAUGCUUCCAAGUUUAUCAUCGUCCCAAAACCAUCAUCAGCCGAGAAAUGGGAAUUCACUAUUCACCUCAUGUCUAUGUCAUCAGCUUACAGGCAUCGCUGGCAUAACUACACUCUCAUAGUGCCUCAAUAUUACCCUGAGCCGCUCUACGCUCGUUUUGCUUGGUCCAUGUUCAAGUCUUUGCAACCUUUCCUGGGGUCCCAUCGUCGUCGCAUGCUGGCCACGUCUACAGGAGUGAGGUACGAUACGGACGCCGAGGGCUAUGCGACUGAGAAAGCAUGUGAAAAGUUCCUGGAUCGCUCGGCAUCCGAAUCAUCAAAAACGCGGAAGACCAAUGGAGGUUCAGGCAAGUUUGGAGGUCCUUUCCCAGUGGAUGAUGAUGUUGAGUUGACCGAAGAUUUGAUGGCCAAUUCAUUCUCAUCAGGAACUUUAUCAACGUCCGCAUCGGUUACGAAAACCAGCAACGGGUCUAGCACACACUCAGCGAGUGAUUUCAUCUUCGUGGAUCUAAGCCUUCCACAUCGACCCACUGUGGCCACAUCUUCUCUGACGAAGGAACGAGAACCAUCCGAUCCAGAUGGUCAAUGGAUGAAACAACAAAGGGAGGACCUAGAAUUCUACAAAGAAGGAGAGAUGGAAGCCAAGACGUUUGGUCGUGAAGACUCGGUGUUUUUGAAUUCCACGCAAAGUCAAGGGGUGGAAUCCAGGCAUCCUUGGAGGAGCAGGGACGGCGAACUUGUGUAA